AUGAACGCUCUCCGAACAAGUUCCGCAUUCGCUCGUCGGUCCCUCGCGACCCCUCCCGCCCCUCUCACUUCUACUCGUCUUCUCUCUUCCACCUCUUUCACUUCUUCAUCUACCUCUCGAUCCAUCUCUUCCGCUUCUCUCUCCCGCACUAAUCGAGUUGCAUCUGCCCGCUGGUCCGGUUCGAUCCCUUCGUUGUACACCACUCAAGUUCGCACUAUGGCUUCCGAAACCAAGAUCAAGGUCCAAAGUCCUUUGGUGGAAUUGGACGGUGAUGAGAUGACCCGCAUCAUCUGGCAAGAAAUCAGAGAAAAGUUGAUUCUGCCCUACCUCGAUGUCGACCUCAAGUACUACGAUCUCGGUAUUGAGUACCGUGACCAGACCGAUGACCAGGUCACCGUUGAUGCCGCCGAGGCUAUCAAGAAGUACGGUGUCGGUGUCAAGUGCGCCACCAUCACCCCCGAUGAGGCCCGUGUUGAGGAGUUCAAGCUGAAGAAGAUGUGGCUCUCCCCCAACGGAACCAUCCGUAACAUCCUUGGCGGUACCGUGUUCCGUGAGCCCAUUGUCAUUCCCCGCAUCCCCCGUCUGGUCCCUGGCUGGACUAAGCCCAUCGUCAUUGGUCGCCACGCCUUCGGUGACCAGUACCGUGCCCAGGACCGGGUCAUCCCCGGCCCCGGUAAGCUCGAGCUCGUCUACACCCCGGCCGGUGGUGAGCCCGAGCGCGUCCAGGUCUACGACUUCCAGGGUGGUGGUGUCACCCAGUGCCAGUACAACACUGAUGACUCCAUUGCUGGCUUCGCCCACUCCUCCUUCCAGAUGGCUCUCAUGAAGGGUCUCCCCUUGUACAUGAGCACCAAGAACACCAUCCUCAAGAAGUACGAUGGUCGUUUCAAGGACAUCUUCGAGGAGAUCUUCCAGAAGGACUACAAGAAGGACUUCGAUGCCAAGGGUAUCUGGUACGAGCACCGUCUCAUCGACGACAUGGUCGCCCAGAUGAUCAAGUCCGAGGGUGGCUUCGUCAUGGCUCUGAAGAACUACGACGGUGACGUCCAAUCCGACAUCGUCGCCCAGGGCUUCGGCUCCCUCGGUCUCAUGACCUCCACCCUGGCCACCCCCACCGGUGAGGCCUUCGAGUCCGAGGCCGCCCACGGCACCGUGACCCGUCACUACCGCGAGCACCAGAAGGGCCGCGAGACCUCCACCAACCCCAUCGCCUCCAUCUUCGCCUGGACCCGCGGUCUGAUCCAGCGCGGUAAGCUCGACAACACCCCCGACGUUGUCUCCUUCGCCGAGGAGCUCGAGCGCGCCUGCGUUGACGUCGUCAACGAGGAGUCCAUCAUGACCAAGGACCUUGCCCUGGCCUGUGGCCGCAAGGAACGCGAGGCCUGGGUUACUACUGGCGAGUACAUGGCUGCCGUUGAGCGGAGGCUGAAGGCCAACCUCAAGGCUCGCCUGUAA
Molecule: messenger RNA, 1455 nt
Organism: Penicillium olsonii
Lineage: Eukaryota; Fungi; Ascomycota; Eurotiomycetes; Eurotiales; Aspergillaceae
Source: the annotation of a GenBank genome assembly